CAGAAGAAUCAUCCCCAAUUAGCAUAAAAAAAACAAGAGCUGAACUUCCAGUACAUCGUCACCAACUCACCGUCUCUUUCCUAAUCUUCCUUUCACAGGCUCAAGUCUUUGGAGGUUAGCCCUGCUGCAAGCAAAGCCAUGGCUUUCAAACAGAUGGUGCAUAUGAAUCAAGGACAAGGCCAAACUAGCUACGCUCACAACUCCAGUUUUCAGAGUGCUGAGCAGAACAGGAUGAAGCCCCUGAUAGAAGCAGCGACCAUCGAAUUAUGCAGCAACACCACCACCUUGUCGCCCGGCAAGAUGGUGAUUGCGGACUUGGGCUGCUCCUCUGGCCCAAACGCAGUAGCACUGGUGUCAAUUGCUCUUGAGGCCACCCGCAGCCACUUUCUUCAGUUGCAGCAGCCACCUCCGGAAGUCUGUGUAGUCCUCAAUGAUCUCCCAUACAAUGACUUCAAUGCGGUGGUGAAAAGCCUGGUUGCGGUCCGGCAAAUCGGCGAGCCUGUUGUUGUAACUGGUGUUGUACCAGGGUCAUUCUAUGAGAGGCUCUUCCCUAGUGGCUCCGUGCAUCUUUUCUGUUCAUCCAACGGCCUUCAUUGGCUCUCAAAGGCUCCUGAAGAUUUAAGGAUAAACCAAAUCCCAGCAUAUGACAUUGAUGAGAAUGUCAGGCGUGAAAGACUCCCAAUGGUCACUGGAGCUUAUGCACGGCAAUUCAGGAAAGAUUUCACACUUUUCCUGCAGCUGAGAGCCAAAGAAUUGGUCCCAGAAGGCCGGAUGGUUGUUUCCCUCCCGGGGAGGCGUUCUGAUGAGCCCGUCAACGAGAGCUCUCUCGUCUGGGGAACUGCAGUUCAGAUUUUAGGCGCCAUGGCCUCAGAGGGUGUUAUUGACAAAGAAAGGCUUGAUUCUUUGUACAUACCGGUGCAUGGACCUUCCGAUGAAGAGCUGAGAGAGAUCAUCCAAGAAGAGGGCUCCUUCUCAGUCACAGAGAUGCGGGUGCACGACCCUAUAAGCGGCAUGGACAGGGCGCUCCUCACCCCAAACAGGAUGGUGAAUAGCCUGAGAGCUGCUUUCGAGCCGAUAAUAGUCCAGCAUUUUGGAUCGCACGGAGAGAUCAUGGAUGAAUUCGUGAGGACCGGCGAGAAGCACUUGAGCCUACAGCGCAGAUCACAGGUUAAACACACCAGAAACCCGAGAGUUAUGCUGGUUGUAUCACUCACCAAGGCAUGACAUGACAACUGAAGUGUUGCUGCUGCUAGCCUGUAUCCCUCACCAAUUUGUGUCAUGUCUGUAAAGUUCAACAUCAAACUUAAUCGGAUUUGUGAGAGACGAAAAA
Messenger RNA from Hordeum vulgare subsp. vulgare (domesticated barley), 1330 nucleotides. RefSeq names its product probable jasmonic acid carboxyl methyltransferase 1. The transcript has 4 exons. Gene Ontology annotation, molecular function: S-adenosylmethionine-dependent methyltransferase activity. Lineage: Eukaryota; Viridiplantae; Streptophyta; Magnoliopsida; Poales; Poaceae. The record is from RefSeq and is a predicted model, not a curated record. The coding region runs from base 139 to 1224 and encodes 361 amino acids. Gene Ontology annotation, biological process: methylation.